This is a messenger RNA of Aureobasidium namibiae CBS 147.97, 2037 nucleotides long. RefSeq lists its product as uncharacterized. The coding region runs from base 1 to 2037 and encodes 678 amino acids. The transcript has a single exon. Lineage: Eukaryota; Fungi; Ascomycota; Dothideomycetes; Dothideales; Saccotheciaceae. The record is from RefSeq and is a predicted model, not a curated record. Gene Ontology annotation, molecular function: GTPase activator activity. Gene Ontology annotation, biological process: negative regulation of TOR signaling; regulation of small GTPase mediated signal transduction; positive regulation of GTPase activity. Gene Ontology annotation, cellular component: nucleus; TSC1-TSC2 complex; cytoplasm.
AUGCCACCUGUUUGGAAGUAUGGUGACAUUCACGGGUUGCCCGAGUCUCCACCAACAACAGUAAGCGCUGUACUUCGAUCAGAAUCAAAACCUGUUGAUGGCGUUGACUGCAGUCUAAACAUGAGAUCUUGGCUCGAGAUCAUCAUACAAAUGUUGGAGUCUGCUAGCUGUGACUGGGAGGUAUACAGCUACAUCAUCGUUCACGUUGGUCCUCAAGUCUCGAACCAGUCGUUGUUUGCAGAGAAUAUCUACGAGAUCAGGUUACUGAGAAAUCUGGUUUGCAGCAAGAUACAGUCUCAAACGAUAUUCAGACCACCAGAGACCUCAAAUUUGCGACAAGGCGACGUGGCUUUGUGUCUGUACCACAUUCUCACGACCUGUAUCGGAUACCAUUGGAACUUCCCCCGAAAGGAGAAUGUUGACACGGUUACGACUCUUGUCAAAGGUCUGACACUAUGGGAUCGCACAACUAUAGCUUGCGUCAACGCACUAACCUUGAGUUGUUACGAGUUGCCAGUUUCGUUGAGUCGAGAUCUUGUCCGCAUUGUGGCGCAGAUGUCCACCAUUGUUACCAAGUCAGACUCGGCAAUUCACGUACUUGAGUUCCUUGCAGGGCUGUCUCGUAUCGAUGAGUUGGUCAACCAAUUUCAUGGUGACGAGAUUAAGACCGUCUUUGGUGUAUGCACCAGUUACAUCGACUAUGCCAGAGGCAAGAAGUUCGAUGAACAGAAUCGCGCAAGACCAACAGGGCCACCUACCAGAAAUGGCUCGAUCGUGGAUAGUAACCACCGACCUUCUACUGAAGAUAUCCCGCAGUAUGUCUUUGCGCUCAGUUAUCAUGUCCUCACUUUCUGGUUCCUCGCUCUGAGCAAAGAGGAUCAGAAGAGACACUUCCCGUGGAUGGAGCAGAGACUGCUCUCCCCCGACCAAUCCGGGCAGGUGCUCGACGAAGCCAUCGUCACUGUUGACCAUAUCUGGCGAGUUACAGAAGGCAAGGAUGUCGUGAAACCACUCCCUCUGGAACUUAGUACGACGAGCGACUCAUCAGCAGAUCCAAUCACGCAAACGUGGGCCUCGGAGUACUGUAUCCUGACGAUAAAGUGCCACCUCGACAAUGGACUCGUCGAAAUCACCGAACGAAGGAGUUCCGGCACUGACGAGAGCCACUUUGUCUAUGCCGGCGCAGACCCUCUGACCCCGGACUUGAUAUACCGCGAACGCUUUGCCGCAACCAUAAAUGGAAACUUCAAAAGCGAUUUGGAAGUCGUCAUUCUACCCACCAACGACGCCACUCGUCGUGCCCUAGGUAUCUUUGACCGCAUCUCGCCCAUCGAUUUCUUCAAAGCAGGCGUCAUCUACAUGGGCGAAAACCAAACUCGCGAAGAUGAAAUCCUCGCCAAUGUUUCCGGCUCCCCAGACUACAACCUCUUUAUCUCUGGUUUAGGUACUCGGGUCUCCCUCGCCAACAACCGCGAAAACAUGGCUGGCUUGGAUACCUCCGAAGGCAUGUUUGACGGCAGAAGCACACUAAGGCACUCCGACACAAUAACUACUCUAAACUACCACGUCACCACCAUGAUGCCCACGAACCGCGACACAGAUCCCCAAUGCACGCGCAAAAAAUCUCACAUUGGCAACGACUAUGUGAACAUCAUUUUCAACAACUCAGGCCUCGAGUUUGACUUUGACACUUUCCCCUCGGCCUUCAACUACGUUUACAUCGUCGUCGUCCCUGAAGCACGUCAAACCUUCAUCCAAACACGCACUCGCUUGCACAACACUGGUUGGUUUGAAGACUCAUGGUUUAAAGUGCGUGUGCUUACUCGCCAUGAUUUCCCGGACAUCUCGUCAGCGGCUGAGACAGUGGUUGUCAGUGGAGCUGCGUUAAGUGCGUAUGUGAGGAAUUUGGCAUUGAACGCGGAGGAGUUUUGUAGGGUUUGGGGAAACAGGGGGAUGGGAGAGUUGCCGAGUACGUGGAGGUCAAGGUUACAGCAGAUCAGGAUGUUGAGGGAGAGAAAUGUACCGAAAAAGGAGUAG